This is a messenger RNA of Closterium sp. NIES-67, 1396 nucleotides long. The record is from the annotation of a GenBank genome assembly. NCBI's taxonomy places the organism in Eukaryota, Viridiplantae, Streptophyta, Zygnematophyceae, Desmidiales, Closteriaceae.
GUGUGAAGGCCGUGUGGUGGCCGUGGUGUGAAGGCCGUGUGGUGGCCGUGGUGGUGUCCCACCUGUUCAUGCCGAAUUGUGACCUUUGCUGCUCCUUCCUGGAGGCACAUGCCUGGGGAUCAUGCUCCAAGCGAUGAAUGCAUGCGCGACUAGGGUACAUAGAUGGGGGUGUAUGUAUGGCAGGAAGUGGGUGGGCGACACGUAGGGGAGUGGAGGAGAUUAAUUGUGCGCUAUUCACUCAUGUAUCCCCCUCUCAUUUGUCCCUUCUCUUGACGCCCUUCACUAAGCCACCUCUCUCCUGCAGCACCACAAGCAAGCACUGGAUGUUGGCUGAACGGAUGGCAGAGAGGGGAGCGCUGCUGGCAUGUUCGGUGGGAGAUCCAGGGACUGCCUCGGGCCCGCCUGGAUGCCGCAGUCCAGGGGAAGCGUCGGGGUUGGGCCUGGCCCAACCAAGCCCGUCCCUUCCUACAUGUCCUCUGCUAUCGGUUUCCCUUUUCAUCUCCCUCCCCUCCCAAACCCCCCCCUCUCUCGCAGCACCACAAGCGAGCUCUGGAGGUGGACGAGUGGAUGGCAGUGAGGGGCGCAGAGGCGGGCAGCAUGUGGGCACUGGGCGAUUGUGCUGCCAUCGCUCACAGGCCGCUGACUGACGAGACAGCACGCACCUUCCGUUCUUUCGACACCACGGCGAUGGCUGCCUCUCACCCUCCGAGACCAAAGCGGCAAUCGCUGCUCUGCGGGAGCGCUACCCGCAUGCUGCUGCUGUGCUCAAGUCACGAGACCGGAUGAACCGACUCAUUCAGGACGCAAUGCACGGAGAGAAUGGCUCCCAGGGCGAACCUCUGGCAGGCAGCGGAGUGCGGGGGGAAGGAGAUUGAUGGGACUGCGUGUGAGGGCAGGGGGCUGUCGCUGGAGCAGUUUGAGGCGGUGCUGAGGGGUGUGGAGGGGCAGAUGAAGACGCUGCCGGCCACGGCACAGGUGGCAGCGCAGCAGGGCGAGUACAUGGCGCGCUGCUUCAACCGCCUGCUGGAACCCUCUUUGAAGCCGGAGGGGCCGCCGAAGCUGAGGGGGGAAGAGAGGCACGUGCUGCAGCCAUUCCGCUACGUGCAUUGGGGGCAGUUCGCCCCUCUCGGGUCUGAGACAACAGCAUUGGCCGGUCCACCCAAUGGCUCUGGUACUCGGUGUACGCCAGCCAUAUUUGGUCGGGAUUCGAGUCGUAUGUGACUACUUCCUGUACAUCUGUUACCUACUUACUGCUAUUUCAUGUAACGCCUCAUAACCGCGUACAAAGCACCCUUUGUCGACAAACAUACAAUUCUGUCUGCACAUAUUUAUUUCGUUUAGGUAUGUUUGUUAUAGCCUAGCUAGAGCAAAUCUUAGAGACGACAAUAUUCUUGUA